Molecule: messenger RNA, 825 nt
Organism: Notechis scutatus (mainland tiger snake)
Lineage: Eukaryota; Metazoa; Chordata; Lepidosauria; Squamata; Elapidae
Source: RefSeq, a predicted model, not a curated record
AUGGUGAUCAAUGUGCUUAUUUUGGUUGUGAUUUUUUUCUGCACAGAGAAAGGAAACCUGUAUGCCACUGGGGGUAACAGUGAAGGACAACUGGGAUUAGGAGGCACAGAAGAAAGAAGUGCAUUUCAUCUAGUUAAUUAUUUUACCAGUCAGCACAAGAUCAAACAGUUAGCAGCUGGAUCCUACACAUCAGCGGCAUUAACUGAGGAUGGACAACUUUUUAUGUGGGGAGACAACUCUGAAGGCCAAAUAGGCUUGGGUAAUGAAGCUAAUGCAUGUGUUCCUCAUCAAGUGGAUGUUGGGAAACCUGUUUUCUGGAUCUCUUGUGGAUAUUAUCAUUCUGCCUUAAUAACAUGUGAUGGAGAACUUUAUACUUUUGGGGAGUCUGACAAUGGGAAACUAGGUUUGUCACUUGAACAACUGAAAAACAAUAGAGUCCCACAGCUUGUUUCUGGAAUUCCAAGAAGAGUUAAUAAGGUUGCCUGUGGAGGAGGACAUACAGUAGCACUGGCAGGAGGAGAGGUCUUUACCUUUGGCCUAGGCCAAUAUGGGCAACUUGGACUUGGCACAUUUAUCUUUGAAACUUCUGAACCAAAGAUGGUAGAUCAUCUGGGAAAGCAAAAAAUAUGUAACAUUGCAAGUGGAGAAAACCACACAGCUUUAAUAACAGAGAAUGGUCUUAUGUAUACUUUUGGUGAUGGACGGCAUGGCAAAUUAGGACUUGGGAAAGAAAAGUACACUAAUCAGUUUGUACCUACAUUAUGUUCUAAUUUUUUGAGGUUUACUGUCCAUUUGGUAAGUCUUCAUUAUUUAAGUUUGCAAUAA